Molecule: messenger RNA, 1588 nt
Organism: Anoplopoma fimbria (sablefish)
Lineage: Eukaryota; Metazoa; Chordata; Actinopteri; Perciformes; Anoplopomatidae
Gene: arpp19b
Product: cAMP-regulated phosphoprotein 19b
Exons: 3
Coding region: 261-599 (112 amino acids)
Cellular component (GO): cytoplasm
Molecular function (GO): protein phosphatase inhibitor activity
Source: RefSeq, a predicted model, not a curated record
UGCUGGUCCCAGUCUGUCCCCAGUCUGGUUCCUAGUCUGGUUCCUCAUCCAUCUCUCUGGCAUCGACUCACCGGCCUGUUGCUGGACAGGCUGCGCGCGUCAGACCGCUGCCCCUCGCGCGCCUAUUCGCUCCCAUCGCCCGCAGCCUGCACCGCCUCUCAUCCUCCAGAAGAAGCUGGUUGAUCGGCUAACACCCCGCUAACACCCCGCUAACACCCCGCAGGUUUUUGCGAGCAAAGCAGGGACAUCAAAGCGGCGACAUGUCUGAGGAGGUUGAAGGAACGAGUGCUUCGGAAGAGCAGCAGGAAAUGGAGGACAAAGUGAUCAGUCCAGAGAAAGUAGAGGAGGCCAAACUGAAGGCCAGGUAUCCUAACCUGGGAGCCAAGCCUGGAGGCUCAGACCUACUCAGGAAAAGACUACAGAAGGGGCCAAAGUAUUUUGACUCUGGCGACUACAACAUGGCCAAGGCGAAAAUGAAGAAUAAGCAGUUGCCAUCAGCCCCGACAGAGAAGACUGAGAUCACAGGGGGGCACAUCCCAACACCUCAGGACCUGCCUCAAAGAAAGACUUCAAUUGUGGCCAGCAAACUGGCUGGUUGAUGGUUUCAUGUUUCACUCCUUUGUUUCCAUUCCGACACCCACUUCAUAUCUACCUGCUGUUUACGUUUUUGUUUAUUUUUCACCUUUCUAUGUAUUCUCCAAGAACAAGUAAUGUACCAAGCCAAAUUCUUGCGGAAAAAGUGGAAACUGUCAGGCAUUGGAUUGUCAGUGGGUUGAAUCAAGCGAAAAUAAGUAACUGAAAAUGUUUCUCAAGAUAUUAAAAAAAGACUGAAUGAAUGGUAAUUGAUUAUAAAAAAAAUAUUAUAAAAAAGAAUAGAAGUUAAUGGUGUAAAUGUAUCGCAUAACAUUUUCAAGUUUAAGGAUAUAUGCCUCCUAUAAUUUGCUUGUCUAACAGCAGCUUAAGAGCCUGCGCAGAGGAAUCUUGUUCUGCCACGUUACUGAUAAUUACAGAGGCAAAAAUACUUGAGUUAUGACCACAGACAGUUUGCAUUGAUGUAUGUAUAAGGUAGAAGUGAGAUUUACAGAUAUGCGUUUCAGUUUGAAAUAGUUUCGAGUAUUCGGCUGCUCAAAUGGAGGCAUGUCUGUUUUAAAUAGUGAAAAGUAAUGUAAUCUUGCUUUUUCUGUUUUCUAAUUCGUCAUUGUUUGUGUCCCCUCCUCUCUAUAUGAAGCUGUUUGAUUCUGUGCUUUCAAAGUACUGACAAUAAGAUCACACACACUUUAUAGCCAGCUGUAUUUUAAUUCAUUUUAGUGACAUUUGUUUGCAAGGACUUGCUGCUGGUCUCCAUCUCAUCCUAACCUCUAAAAUGGCCUUAAAAGUUAUGAACCGUUGUUCCUCUUGAGCAAUAUUUGCUCCCUCAUUGAGAAUCUUAGUUAUGAAUUUUGCCUGAAAUGUCUGUCACUGUCUGACUGGAAUCACUUAGGAUUUUAUGGAAAGAAACUCCCAUGACGUGUCUGGAGUGUGCAUGUGCAUUUACUGUGCAGUCACACUGUGCCAUUUGUUUUUGUAAAUAAAAUAGUUUUGCAUAAUA